Molecule: messenger RNA, 1300 nt
Organism: Solanum pennellii
Lineage: Eukaryota; Viridiplantae; Streptophyta; Magnoliopsida; Solanales; Solanaceae
Product: carboxylesterase 1-like
Exons: 1
Coding region: 122-1105 (327 amino acids)
Molecular function (GO): hydrolase activity
Source: RefSeq, a predicted model, not a curated record
CUAUGCAGGAAAAAUGUUUAUUUUUAGAAGACUCUAUGAAGCUAUAAAAAUCUCAAUAUUAAACAUCACUAAUAUUCAUACCUCCAAUACUAUAAUUUGUUAGUUUCUAGAUUUAACUGCCAUGUCUGAUCAAAUUGCCAUGUCAAUUGAUCCAAAUGUCGACCCUUAUGGAUGUUUGGGCAUUAUUCGUAACACCGACGACUGUAUCAUACGUCCACAAAUUUUCCGUUCAUUUUCCAGCACUAUUCCUGAUAAUGAUUUCUCCGUAUUUAUGAAAGAUCUUGUUAUUAAUUCCACUAAAGACAUGUGGGCUCGUAUUGUCAUCCCUCGUGAAGUACUAAACUCGGAAAUUAAACUCCCUCUUGUAGUAUAUUUUCAUGGUGGAGGAUUCGUAAUGGCAGCUACUGUAGACACACCAAUCUUACAAAAGUUUUACACAACACUCGCAGUCGAAAUUCCAGCAAUAAUUGUAUCAGUCGAUUAUCGAUACGCUCCGGAGAAUCGACUCCCGGCAGCUUACGAUGAUUGUGUGGAAUCGUUAUAUUGGAUCAAAAAUACCGCUAACGAGCUGUUGAAAAAACACGCUGAUUUGUCCAAAUGCUUUCUAUUGGGCACUAGUGCUGGUGGCAACAUAGCCUAUAACGUAGGGCUACGUGUAGCUGAAGUUAGUGAAUGCCUUAAGCCUUUAGAAAUCAAAGGGUUGAUUUUACAUCAUGCAUUUUUUGGUGGGAAUGAAAGGACGAAAUCGGAAUUAAGAUUAGUUCGUGAUAAGAUAUUGCCUCUUAAUGUGUGUGACAUUAUGUGGGAGCUAGGGUUGCCUAUAGGUAGCGAUCGCGAUCAUCCGUAUUGUAAUCCGAUGGUGGAGAUUCGAUCAAAUGAAAACUUAUUUGAUCAAAUGAAAAUACUAGGUUGGAGGGUUCUGGUGAUUGACUGUGAUGGUGAUCCUUUGAUCGAUCGACAGAUUGAGGUCACGAAGAUGUUGAAGGAAAAGGGGGUGCAAGUUGUGGAUAGUUUUAGUGAAGGAGGGUUUCAUGGAUGUGAGUUUUUUGAUGACGUGAAGUUAAAGGACAUGGCACUUGUCGUGAAGGAGUUUGUAAGAGCUUAAUUGAAGCAGUUGAGGCAAGUGAUUUUUUAGUGAAAUAUUUGUACUAAUAAUGACUAUAAGAGCUUUAAUUGGAGAAAAAGAAGAGGAAUUAUUUAGGUUUUGAGUUUUAGACUCCCGAAUAAUUUGCUAAGUAUUGUUGAUCUUUUUAAGAGUAAUAAAUAAAUUGAUUAAUGAGCAUUACAAAAUUCAAGUUAA